AUGCCAGACCAAGCAUCCAUAAAUCGAUCGCUCAAUACCAUUCGAACUGAGCUCGAAUACUUGCAACAAAGUGGUGCGGUUGCUCCAGCUCAAUUUCAGUCAAUUAUGGCACAACUUCCGCAAGGGAAUGGUCAACCAUCUCCAUACAUAGAUCCUCGCUACAAUCCCAACGGUGGUUUUAACCCCAGUAAAAUGAGCCAAGAAGCGCAAGAUCCAAGUCAUCCCGCACAUCCUCAAAACCCCAAGCAUCACGAAUGGGCAAAGAAGAUGGCUACGAAGUUUGGUAAUGCUGCGGUUUUUGGUGCAGGUGCCACGUUUGGUGGGGAUUUGAUUAAUGAUGUUAUGAGGAAGUUUUGA
Botrytis porri is the source of this 357-nucleotide messenger RNA. RefSeq lists its product as uncharacterized. The record is from RefSeq and is a predicted model, not a curated record. Bases 1 to 357 code for a protein of 118 amino acids. The transcript is spliced from 3 exons. Lineage: Eukaryota; Fungi; Ascomycota; Leotiomycetes; Helotiales; Sclerotiniaceae.